AUGACUCCUGUUGACUCGCCUUUGAGUCUUGAGUGCUGUGCUGUCGACGUGCGUUGGUUCAGCGAAAUGCACGCUGUUUGCCUCGGACGGACGGACGGACCACGGCACCAGAGUCUCCCGCGUCCUCCUCCAAUGACGUCAGCAGUUUAUGGCGGCGCCGAUGCUGACGAUCGUCAACAUGGUCGAUCGAGAAAGAGUAUCAAGAAGAAUACGCAGUGA
Messenger RNA from Soboliphyme baturini, 219 nucleotides. Lineage: Eukaryota; Metazoa; Nematoda; Enoplea; Dioctophymatida; Soboliphymatidae. The record is from the annotation of a GenBank genome assembly.